This is a messenger RNA of Carya illinoinensis, 2192 nucleotides long. Its product is annotated as purple acid phosphatase 15. Bases 100 to 1866 code for a protein of 588 amino acids. The record is from RefSeq and is a predicted model, not a curated record. Gene Ontology annotation, molecular function: metal ion binding; acid phosphatase activity. NCBI's taxonomy places the organism in Eukaryota, Viridiplantae, Streptophyta, Magnoliopsida, Fagales, Juglandaceae. The transcript has 7 exons.
AAUAAUGAGCAGAAGGACAAAACAAAUACUCGGUUCGUUGCUGCGGACCUUUUCGCUUUCAAUUGACGUGAAAUGAUGAAAUGAUGAUGGAAAAAAGUAAUGACCAGCAUUAUUCCUGUUCACAGACCCCCCGUAAUGCUUUGGAUUGAAAGCGUUUUGGAUCUUCGUAUGUUGCCCAAUCCAUUUCUUUCUUUCUUGUCUCUCUGUUCUAAUGGAGAUUCACUAAUAAUGGCUUUCCCUAAGCCUUUUACUCUCUCGCUCGUCUCGGUUGCGAUGUUCCUUUUGCAUGCCGUCGCCAGCGGGAUAAAGAUUCCAUCGACUUUGGACGGCCCGUUCGAGCCCGUGACGGUGCCGUUCGAUGCUAAUCUGCGUGGCAAUGCGGUUGAUUUGCCGGAAUCGGAUCCCAGGGUUCAGCGCCGCGUCAAGGGGUUCGAGCCCGAGCAGAUUUCGGUCUCCCUCUCCUCCCAUGACGACUCCGUUUGGAUCUCCUGGAUCACAGGUGAAUCACAAAUCGGUUACAACAUAAAGCCGUUAGACCCUAAAACUGUCUUGAGUGUUGUUCGUUAUGGAAACUUAAGAUAUCCACUGAUACAUGAAGCCACAGGAUAUUCUCUGGUCUACAGUCAGCUUUAUCCUUUUGAAGGUCUCCAAAAUUACACCUCUGGAAUCAUCCAUCAUGUUCGUCUCACAGGGUUGAAACCAAGCACACUAUACUAUUAUCGAUGUGGAGAUCCAUCUCUACCAGCCAUGAGUAAAAUCUACUCCUUCAGGACCAUGCCAGUUUCUCAUCCGAGGAGUUAUCCAGACAAAAUAGCAGUUGUUGGAGAUCUUGGUCUUACAUAUAAUACAACUACCACCAUCAGUCACUUGAUUCGUAAUAAACCUGAUCUUGUUCUAUUGGUUGGUGAUGUUACUUAUGCAAAUCUGUAUCUCACAAAUGGGACUGGCUCUGAUUGUUAUUCUUGCUCAUUUCCACAAACUCCCAUACAUGAGACAUAUCAGCCUCGUUGGGAUUACUGGGGAAGGUUCAUGCAGAAUUUAAUUUCUAAAGUUCCAAUAAUGGUGGUUGAAGGGAACCAUGAAAUAGAAGCACAAGCUGGAAGCCAGACAUUUUCUGCUUAUAGUUCUCGGUUUGCAUUCCCAUCUGAAGAAAGUGGGUCUUCAUCCACAUUCUAUUACUCCUUUAAUGUAGGUGGGAUACAUUUUGUCAUGCUUGGGGCCUAUAUUGCAUACAAUAGAUCGGGGGACCAGUACAAGUGGCUAGAGAGGGACUUGGCUAUUGUUGACAGAUCAAUAACUCCAUGGCUAGUAGCUGCUUGGCACCCACCUUGGUACAGUUCCUAUCGAGCCCACUAUAGAGAGGUAGAGUGUAUGAGGGUGGCGAUGGAAGAGUUACUUUACUCUUAUGGUGUUGACAUAGUCUUCAAUGGACAUGUACAUGCUUACGAGAGGUCAAAUCGAGUGUAUAACUACACUUUAGAUCCAUGUGGUCCCGUAUAUAUCACAGUUGGAGAUGGGGGUAAUCGAGAAAAGAUGGCAAUUAAACAUGCUGAUGAUCCUGGCAACUGUCCAGACCCGUUGACUACUCCAGACCAAUACAUUGGUGGCUUUUGUGCUACAAAUUUUACAUCUGGCCCAGCUGCUGGCAAGUUCUGUUGGGACCGCCAACCUGAAUACAGUGCCUUGAGAGAAAGUAGCUUUGGCCAUGGUAUCCUAGAGGUGAAGAAUGAAACUUGGGCCUUAUGGACAUGGUACCGAAAUCAGGACUCUUACAGUGAAGUUGGGGAUCAAAUCUACAUAGUAAGGCAACCUAGUGUGUGCCCUGUUUGUCAACAGAUACGUACUAGUUGGUUUGCAGCCAGUUAACUACAUUGCUAGAAAACUCACUGAAGUCUUCUCAUCACGAAAACAUGACAACUAACUGGCUUCUACCCUUUGUAUAGAUUAUGGAAAAGCCAAGAAAUUAUGGAUAUAAAGACUGAUACAAAAGUAUAGGAGUGGGUGGCAUCUUGUCAUUGUUGACAGGUUUCUGCCCAAUAUAUAACUAAAUACGCUUGAAAGAUGUAUUUUGUUCAUAGCUGUAUUUAAAUGGUAAAACACCUUGUUGUGUACAAGCCACUGUUGUCUUUUAACUAAAUCAAAUGGUCAAUGUAUUUACAUAGGCGAAAAAAAGGAAGUGAAAUAUUGAAAUA